This is a messenger RNA of Stylonychia lemnae, 435 nucleotides long. Lineage: Eukaryota; Ciliophora; Spirotrichea; Sporadotrichida; Oxytrichidae. The record is from the annotation of a GenBank genome assembly.
AUGCAUCUAAUAUAGGAUUAGUCUUAGGAAACCUAGCUGAAAUUUAUAUCAUAUAUCCCCAAAAUAUAAGGUUGUGAAAAACUCAGAAUAAUUGCAAGCUCAUCUGAGCAACUUGAGUUAUUUGUCAAAUCUAGAAUAGGAAUCAAGUCUAAGAAAUCAGGAUUUAUCCUAGUGAAGGAUCUCGUGCCUGUCAAAAGACCAUUUUAUCUGGUCCAACAGCUUGGAAUUUGGUUUGAGCAUAUUGAUUCAAUAAUCUAAAAGGUUGAUGAGCUUGGUAUUAAAUCAGGACGGUUCACUCAAACUGGUGCUGGCACUAAACUAAAUAAUUGUGUCGAUAUUGCUGACAUCCAGUUAAAAUUAAUAGAACUAUAUUUACCAAAUGUGGCACAAGUUAAUCUUGGAGGAGGGCUUAAGAUAUCCAGAAAUUAAAAAUGA